GCGGCGUCUCCCGUCGGAACGGUGUGCGGAGGAUCGGUGUCCAGGAUGGAAGCAGAAGCAGUGACCAAUUUCGAGGAGGAUCAGUAGGGAAAGCGUCGGAGACAAUAUCAAGCAGGAGGAGCAGCAGUAGUAGUGGCAGCAGCAGGGGCUACCACCAUCCAUGCCAACGACCCCCAACGGAUGAUCAUCUCUUCUCUUCCCAGUCGCGCCGCCACAGUCUGACCGAGCGGUCGCCACAAUCGCUCGCUUCGCUCGGCCUCGUUCACGCGUUUUCUCCUUCUUCUUCGGGUGGUCACUUCUUAAAGGGUUAAAACAACGCCUCGUCCAUUUCCUCUUCUUACGCCAUUGACCGGUUCUUCACAUUAUCCUCUCGAAGGAGUGUCACGCCCCCCUGGUCCUACUACUGUUGUCUUCGUUCAACUGGUAUUUAUAAAUGCCAGUCGUGUGAACAUCACGGCAGCCUCCCUCCGCCUCCCGCCUUCCUCCAUCGUGACAUAAGAUCUUGAAGGCGGAAGCUGAUAUUAAUGUGAGGAAUAGUUCCCGGUGGCAUCAGUCGCUUUGCUUGCACACAAAAAGCCUUGAAGAACCACUCGAUGUAGAUCACAAACUGUGCAGACGGGAUCCUUGGCGAGUGUGAGGCGGUGUUGUCCAACGAGGCUUCCCACACCCCCUCUCUCCCAUCCCAGUACAUCACGUGGGUUCCUCGGGUCCCCAUUCGACAGCUUUGAGAUAACAUGGAAAGUGGUGCCAGGUCACUCCUCCCUGAUAGAAUGGAAGGCCCAAAGCCGCAUUUUCCAAUAAGAUUAGAUGACAGUGCCACCUCCAUGUUGCCCGACCGGGGCAAAUCGCCCCUCACUCUUGCGAUUGAUGCCACAACCACUCAGCUCAACUCAGUCGCCGAAAGCUUCAAGACACAUUUCCCCCAUGGAACUGAUGGAACAAAGUCAUUCCUCUUACAAAACCUGGAAGGGACGAUGGCCCUCUUGGCUGCUAGAGGUGUCGAUGCACCCUAUCCAAUCGCCUUGGAUGGACUGAGGCCAUUCCUACCGUAUGGAAGCAGUGGUGAGAGUGUCAAAUCGUACCUGCUGGAACGUUUGGACAAGCCCCACAAAUCCGUCCGGGACAGAAAAGAUAUCAAGUGCAGUGGAAGCGACAGGACGACGACAACGACAUCGUCCUCUUCCGUGGCUACAUCAGUGGGCGGAGAUAUUAAAAGGUUCCAUCACCAUCAUCAUCAUGACAGGUCAAGAGAACACAAAAGUAGCAACAGUCAUUCUAUCAAGAAAGUACCGUUGCCAAAAUCCCAGUUGUCCAACCCUCGUCACGAUGCCAAUCUUACCCAUGCUAUCAGGGAACUGCACGAUGAGGAGUUUGGUUUGGAUGCUGUACUCCUAGCUGAGGGUGGUCACGUAGGAGCUCACUGUGCAGUACUGGCUGCAGCAUCUCCUUUCUUGAAGACCAUCCUCCUUCAUGCUAAUGAUCACCCAGCUAUCAUAUCUGUCACUGGUACAUCAUUUUCAACUCUUCAGUCUCUUGUCACCUGUCUGUAUACAGGGAACAUUCCAAGUGGUGCUAGUUUGUUUCAUCUCAUAGAAGCUGCUAAGUUGCUUAAGAUGGACGAGUUAGCUGCAGUACUGCAGAAAACAUAUUUUGCUCAAGGGGGUUCAUUAGACCUACCUCCCAAGUCACAGCAAUUGAUAUCAUCAAGUCAGCGGUCUACAACCACAACAACUGCUAGCCUCCAGCAGGGUCUCAUUACUUCUCAAGAGCAGCAACCAGAAAAGUUUGGCAAGAAAGUUCGCAGCAACAGAUUAGAUCAGAUUCUCUAUCAGAAACUGAAUGUGAAUCACCUGGCCCCAUCAGAUAUUCCUGAACAACCACCACCUCACCCUCCUCCUUCCCUAGUGCCUCCCUCCCAAGAAUCCUCAAGAGUGCCUCCUCUCUUUGACGCAUCCCGAGUGCCUAUCCUUGAAGCCCCCAGAGUGCCUCCUCCUGACCAUGGUGGCAUACUAGGUGAGCUCCUCACAAAGGCAGAUCCUUUGAGGUCUAUAUUUUCCAAUCCCAGCAUAUAUUCUGGCAUACCUGAUCUUUCUUUUGAGGCUUCAAGAGCAUCUACCCUUAAACCACUUAACCUCUCGAAAUCUAGCAAGGCUGAGACAUUGACCUCUUCUGCUGCUUCCACCGUAUCUUCCUCCACUUGUACUACUACAGCUAUCCUUAGUUCGACUACCACCAGUUGUAGCCCUUCCUCCACUAUGGCAUCAAGCCUGGCUUCACAAACUGAUCUAACCUUGGCUGGAUUAACAUCAUUGGCUCCAACUCUCCCUGGUAACAUGCCUGGUCUCUUAACUCCUCUCACUCCCUCUAAUAUCUCAUCUAUGAUCUCACCAUCUGCUUUAGUUUCCUUAUCUACUACUUCUGCACUUGCUUCUUUCGGAGCACAGCACUCGGCCAUCACAUCAAAACCUAAAAGUUCGUGUGGAAAUGGAACCAGUCGAAGUCGCAGCACCACCAAAAGUAUUUGCAGUGGCAGGAGUAGCAGUAGCAGCAGUACAAACACUACCAGACCAGGUGACAAUAGUGGGACUCCUAGUCAUAGUUUGCCACUGUUGUACACUUUGAGAAGUGGAAUGAUGACCCCUGAAAUGGCAAAAGAAGUAUAUGAGCAAUUGAAGAUUAAUCCACAAUUGUCAACCCUUGCUGGAUUCAAUAUCAACAGUAUCCCUAACUUGGCAAGUCUUAGUAGUUCAGCCAGUCUUCAGAAUUUGGCCAAUCUUCAUAAUUUGUCUAGCCUCCAAAGCUUCCCCACCAUAUUCCCAUUCUUGGCAUCAGCUACUGAAAAUUCACAAAUAAAUACUGUUGAGAGCAGUGGUAGUGUUGUACAUGAUAAUAAAGUAAUAACACUUUCACCCACCGAACCACCGUCAAAUGAUUAUAAUGUAACUGUAAAUUCAACAUCUGUAAAUGCCAACAAUUUAAGCUCAAGUGUGAUGACAGCCGAGGAUGGUGUCUUGAACCUUAGCAGCAGUGCACAAACUGUACGUAGUGAAUCUCCUGGUGUGACAACUUCAGUUGCUGUAGUGGCUGCUACAUCUGCUAGCACAGAAGAAGCAACAAUUCAAACAAGUGACAGUGUUGAUCAGCCUACAGUUGUGAAUGUAUCCCCUUCUGAAACAAAAGAGGAGCAAACAGAUUCAUCUCCUCCAGAGGUUACCAAUGUGUCAACAGGCUGUCAGACUGUUGGACUUAUUGAUCCCCCUGAAAAUUGUGGUACUGUGGUAGUAGCUAGUAGUGACCUGAAUUGUACACUUUCAAACGGUUGUUCAGUUUCAGAGGAGACAAAGGCCUCAAUACUAUCCGGUCAGCUAGAUCCAAGCAAUUUACCUUUACUCUUGAUGACCUCUAAUGGACCUUUAACUAGUAUUUCACAGACACAGACAAAUAUUGUUGAGAACAUUGAAACAACACCUGAUGUCCAGGCUGUUUUGUCCAAGGACCCAUCAUUGAUGAGUUCAGAAGGAGCUGAUACUGGUGAUGAUACUAGCAGCAUUGAGGUUGUUGAUGAGAUACCUGGUAUUAGUCAGGCACUUCAGAAUCGUAAAGCUAUGUUCCAUGCUGGGCAUAUGGGUCGCAAAAGAAAAGGAUGUGGAGACUGUGAGGGCUGUCAAGUAGUGGAGGAUUGUGGCCAGUGUCGUUUUUGCCGUGACAAAGCAAAAUUUGGCGGUCCUAACAGGCUUAAACAAGUUUGUGUAUAUAAGCGUUGUGUUCAUGCAGAAUUAGAACCUGAGGACUCAAAGAAAAAACGCAAGAGCAGCGGAAAGAAAGGCCGUGGAAAAUGUGGAGGCUGUGAUGGUUGUCAGAGAACCACAGAUUGCAACGAGUGUUAUGCUUGUCUUCAUAAUGCAGCCACUCAACCCCCAGCUCGUAGAAAGGUUUGUGAAAUGAGGGUAUGCGAACAGCAGCAGAUGGAAGAAGUUCGUGCAACCCUCAGUGUUGCUGGGGAACCAUCCCCGUAUUCCACAGAUUCUCUUAUGGCAGAAGGCAUUAUUAGUUCUGGAACAUCAAGCCCAACCCCAGAUGGGCAGCCUAGUACUCACAAUGAUAAAAUGAAACUCAUGCGCAAAAUGCUGAAAAAGAAGUUUGCCCAGCCAUACAGUCGAGUAAGCCCCUCCAAGGUACGAACUAAAUAUUACUGUGGGGAAUGUCCUGGCUGUCAAACUACGACACCAUGUGGAAACUGUCUUUAUUGUGAAGAUAUGCCAAAGUUUGGAGGGCCUGGUAGAUACAGACAGAAAUGUGUUAAGCAGUUGUGUGUGUAUCAUCCUCGUCUACAAGCACUGAAGCUCUCUAAUCGUUCAAAGAUUACAUAUGAUGAACAACACAUUUUGCCUGAGACACUCAAUCACUUGGGGGGAAAUGUGGCAAUCGGACACGAGGAACCAAUUGUAAUAGGGUGUGAUCUUCAUCCUAAUAUUAAAUCAGACACCGAAUUUGAUCACCUACGAGCUAUGGAAAAUGUAGAGACUGAUCUCACUGAAGGAGAAGAUAGCAAUGCUGCCCUACAUGUUGAAACAAUCUUAGAAGAACUCCCUAUUGAUAAACAAGGACCUAUAUUUGGUAUAGAACACACUGCAAGUGAGAAUUUAAUCAACCCAGAGACAGUAUCAGAUGUAUGUCCAUCACCAACAAAGAUGGAGGAAAAUGAUGACAGUGAUGAUACUCCAACUGUUGUAACUUCCAAUCCUGAACCUGUUCUUCCAGUGGUUGUUGAUGAUACUGAUACACUAGAUUCCACACCCCAAGUAAUAGCUCCUCCAACUGAAACCAUACCUACUCCAGAACCUGUCUGUGAGUCUCCCCCUCCUACAGCUACUCAGCCUCCACUUCCCACAUAUUGUACACUUCCUAUGCCAUCUGUAUCUGAAACAAACACCGCUCCUGUAUCUGUUCCAUCUGAUUCUGACGUUAAUGUAGUGGCUGUUUCAAAUAUCCCAACCCCACCUGCAGUAAGGUCUCCCACACCGACAGACCAUAAAGAAGGUUCUGGCAUUGAUAUUGAGGUAGAGGAAUUAGAGGAAGAUGUUGAUGAUGAUGACGACGAGGCUGGUUCUGAUGCCUCUGAUGUCCCCUCACCUCCAUCUACACCAUCGCCACCUGCUAGGUCUAGAGGACGGGGACGUCAAAGAGGGCGAGGUCGUCCUCAGGGUAAAACCAGUAGGCAUCUUACUACUUCUGCAAAGAAAGAGAAGGUUAUGAGAAGAGGACGCAGGCGUAGGACCACAAGAUUUACACUGGAGCCUGAUGAUAACUCUGAUUUUGAAGACCAACUGGCAAUGUCAGACAUACAAGACGAAAACUCUACAGAAGGGUCUGUUGGUGGCAGUCAGUUGGCUGAGGGUGUCCAAAGUGAUACUGGUGCUAGUGAUGCUACUCAAGAAGUGUCUCCAGUACCAUUGUCACCAGAAACCACUCAAAAGCAGAAUUAUUCGCAAACAUUUGUUGGAAGACCAAAGUCUAUUGAGCCUGAUGUUUUUGAGUUCCAUGACUCUCAAGAAAAUGUGAUAACAAAUAGUCAUGAAACAACUUAUAGCCUUAAACACAAUACCCCAUUUGUGUUUCGUGAUGAAGAAUCAAGCCAGGGAGGGAGAGACGUCAAUGAAAAUUUAGGCUCUGUUGGUGAAACUGCUUCUGCAUAGCAGUAUCUUGGGAAUUUCGUGAAUCCUACACCAAAAUUCAGUACAAUACACAAGUGAACAAACUUGCCAUGAAUGACUGACCUUAUAUUUGUACAGUGGUCUAUGAUAAUUGCAAAUAUAUGUUACAUGUGCAUAUAGAAGAGCAUUUUCGUUCAUAGCUAUUCACUAAAAUUAAUUAAGGAUGUGUAUUUCUUGCUUUAGAAGAGUAUAUUUAAAGUGCUCAUUAUAAGUAAUUUUUUUUUUAUUUAAUCCAAGACUCCUGCAUACAGAAACAGGUUUGGUAAUUUUAAUGGUGAGGGUUUUGGUUUGUUGUGAGUUCAUGCACAACUACAGAAACCAAUGUCUUUCACCCUUAGCUUUGAAAAAUAUCAAUCACAUCAUUUGACUCAUUGUUACUUAGAAAUAUUGGUCUCCUGUUCCUGUAAUAUUUCAAUAGGGUAUCUACGAACUAGUCACCUAGGUGAACAAUUUUUGGUGGUGUGACAGUAGCAGCAAUCCCCAUGUGACUAUUAGAUGUGAUGUUAAAUAUAGAGAAGAAACGGAAAGAAAAAGAAAAAGAAUAUGUAAAUUACGCUUAUAGAGUGAAAAGAAAAGAACUUGUUAUUUACAAUAUACUGAACAAAGUGGAAAACGUGGACAAUACCAUGUGUGUGACAAGGGCAACGUCUCUAUUUGAAUCUCACUCGUGUGCCCCAAAGUACAGAGUUUUAAGUGCCAUUUUCUGCUGCCUAGUUAAACAAAUGUAUGAACUUAUCGGUCUUGAAAAUAUUCCUUAACUUUAAUUAUAUUUUGAAAGAAGUACAAAGUCAUGUAUGUGUGCGUGAAGCUACAGACGCCAUGCUGAUAGUCUUAUCUUGUAGUGAUAGUGCCACGAAUACUAUUCUGUUUGUUGUUGAGCUAUUCUUAAAUACAAAAAACAAACAAAAAAAAACUUGGGCUCUGGAGAAUGUCUGUGAAUAUAUAAUAUUGGAUGGUGUGAGUGAAGACUUUUUGCAUUAAAUACUUUAAUAUAAAGAAAUUUUAUAUUUUCGUGAACGUUAUGUUACACAAAUACUGUACCGAAAGUCAUUUUAAGUAUAAUGUAGCCACUCCAUUAGAGCUUGUGAUGUAUAUACACAAAGGAUCCCUCGCUAUCCAAAUUUCAGCAUUGGCGUGUUUGCUUAAACUAGUAUCAUAUACAGUACUGUGCUGUAUAAUGUGAUUGUAUUUUUGUUAUAUAUGCUACAAAUGCUAUAUGUUUGGUGUUCCUAUAUUGUUCUUAGUUAUUAGUUGUAGAGUAUAUUGAAGACAGAGUUUUGCCAUAUAUAAUGUAGUACCUAGAUAUAUCUAGACAGGAAGUCUCCUGUAUAUUACAGAUUAUUCAUUAUGAAAGUUAAAAUUCUCAUUUCAUUUGUAGAUGUAGAGUAUAUUGUUUAUAAGAUCUAUUGGUUGUUUUCACUUGUUUUAAGAAAAAAUGCUGUGUUCUGUUAAAUUGAAUAUAAAUACAAAAUAAUACUGCCAUUGUAUACUGUUUGCAAUUCCAAACACAUGCUUUUUACUCUUUAUGUUUGCCCUGUUUUGUUUAUGCACAAUAAUUAUGCAAGCAGCAGCAGCAGCAGCACACUCACUCUCCAGAGAGUAACUAGUCGAUAUUUUUGCCUGAAUGUGCUCUAUAGAUGUUUGGUACCUUGUUCCAUCUUCUCCUGCUACUAUACUUGGUCAAGUGUAUACGAUAAUAUACUAUUACUGAAAGACUUCUUUUGCAAUGAUUUCAUGUAGUUCAAAAAAAGGAAAAACUGUUUACCAAGUAUUCAAGUCCUUCAACCAAAUUGGAGCUGAUGUAGAUGUUAAAUGGUAAUAUUUAGUGCAAAGACAUGAUACAUUAUCAUGCUCUAAUUAAAGUUUAAGGAGUAAAAUAGGUUUUGUCCUAAUGACCUGAGGUUUGAUAGUGUUCACCAGCCUCUUUUAAGACUGAAUGUGGCAAGUACAAAAGAUAAGAUAGUUUUCUUUAGAUUCUUUACUAGAAAUAAUGAUCAACUUCCAAAAGUUUUUUUUUUUUUUAAGGAUAAAUCAUUUUUUUGUUUUUUUUUUCCCCCAAGAUGCCUUUGUGCCUCAUAAAUUGCACAUAUCAAGCCUUGUGAUAUUCACAAGGUGAAUAACAGUAAGAACCUUAAUUUAUUUAUUUGAAAUACUUUAGAUAAAGCCUGUUUAUAAAAAAAAAAGAAUAUGAUGACACCCUCCUGGAGAUGGAGAGCUAUAUUCAUUUAUUGAAGUUACAAGUAAAAAUUUCGAGAAACCAAAGAAAGUUUCAAUUUGGGAUGCCCAAAAUGUAGUUUUUUUUUUUUGUCUCAAGUUACGUGUGCUGAAAGCAUAUCAGAAGUCUAGCAUACAAGAUACUACAUUCCGAUUUUCUUGUAAGCACUCUGACCUAUAAAAUCAAUUUAUAUGAUUUUGCUUCCUUCUUGAAUAACGAGUUUUUAAGUUUAUUUUGGUUAAGAAAGCAAAAACUUGAAAAUUAAGAGAGCAUGAAGUUAACUGAAUUCUUUGCUGAGUAUUACAGCUUCUGCAGGUUAAAUAUUUUGCCUGAAUGUUUUUAUAUUAUACAUAAGUUCCCAUUUUUAUAACCAGUUACACAAUAAAGCAACUUAAUUUAAGCUAAAAGUCAUUAGGGUUUUAUUUUUAUUAAAUACAAUACAUACUGCACUAAAAUUAGAGAAAUCAAAGCAAUGAAAUGAUGGUUCAAGGCUUUUUAUGUCUUCUUCCUGGUCAUUUUACUCCUUUUUAUCUUUGAUUUGUUUACCAUAAAAAAUUUGUCAUACGUCCAUGAAUACUGUAUCAUGAGCUAUUUACUCUUAUAUUAAUGUCACUGCAUGGGAAAUUAUAUGGUGUGUUGAAGGAAACGUGUCAUGCAUAAUAGAAUGCUCCUACUCUGUAAAAACGUCAUAAGAAAGCUCGGUUCUGUUCCUGCCUCUCACCUGUGAGAUCCUACCAGUCUUUCUGUACCCACACAACGUUGCCAAACUUGCCGCACAGUGUUCAGUGUUAAGUCUCAAUAAAGCAUAUGCAAUUGAA
Messenger RNA from Macrobrachium nipponense, 8747 nucleotides. RefSeq lists its product as uncharacterized. Lineage: Eukaryota; Metazoa; Arthropoda; Malacostraca; Decapoda; Palaemonidae. The record is from RefSeq and is a predicted model, not a curated record. Gene Ontology annotation, molecular function: DNA binding; protein binding; zinc ion binding.